AUGGCUGCCGGCGUCUCUGCACCGUACGGCGGAUACCUCUGGCUCGUCUGGGCUCUCAGCGUCGCCUCGCUCGGCCUCUCAGCCGCCCUCCUCUCGAAGCACUCGGGCCCGUACCCCAGCCACGAGUGGCACGGCGUACUCAUCCAGAACGUCUUUGCUUGGGCUUGGAACGGUCUCUUCCUCACCAUCCUCGCUCCCGCCUCGUUCGUCCUCAGCCACACCAUCUUCUUCGGCGCCGCGAGCCAGUUCUUGAUCACCUUCGUCGGCUUCCUCCAGGCUAUCGUCGGUCUCGGAUCGAUCACCGGCCUCACCCGCAAGUACGGCUACCCGGAGCACACGCAGCUCUACCGCGCCUACCUCGGCGUCGGCUGGACAGCGACGUUCCUCCUCAUGUUUGCUGCGCUCUGGGCUGGGUUCCACUACGUCUCGGGACAGGCGACCGCGGCGCCGCCCAAGAAGGAAGAGGAGGUCCACUUCUGA
Molecule: messenger RNA, 480 nt
Organism: Rhodotorula toruloides NP11
Lineage: Eukaryota; Fungi; Basidiomycota; Microbotryomycetes; Sporidiobolales; Sporidiobolaceae
Exons: 6
Coding region: 1-480 (159 amino acids)
Source: RefSeq, a predicted model, not a curated record